AUGAUAUAUACAUGUAUCAUACAUGAUCGAGAAGUGUCAGACCCUCCUAGUGACCUACAAACAACUGUCGUUUCCAGUCGCAACAUCACCAUUAAGUGGAACAGGCCUGUAAACACAUACAGUGAAGAAAACUACGGAUAUGUUAUACAGCUUAAAAAUGACAGUGAAUGUGUGAAAGAAGCUGUUUACAGAUGUUCCAACUGUCUUGGUACAUUUCAGCCUUUAGAGCUCAAGGGAAUGUGUAGCAGUGUAGUUCGAGACACAUUUUCAAAGACAAAAUCUGAACUGGAUGAUUUACAAACGUAUCAGUUUCUGAACCUUCAACCAGACACUGCUUACACUAUUAAUGUUGCAGCGGUUACAAACCUAGGGAGAGGAAACGCCGCUACAAUUGUUCAGACAACUUAUGAAGAAGCUCCACAGAGUCCCCCAUACAAUGUGGAAGUAAGUGAUAUUAGAACCACAUCAUUUAGAGUGUCCUGGAGAAUGGAUGAACCUAGACCUGGACAGACGAACUUCACAAUUACCGUAUUUGCUGAUAAACCAGCUGCAACAAAAGAAUUCUCAACAAAAGGUUUUGCCACAAGAAGCUACAUUGUUCAGGGUUUAGAAGAGUACUGGGGCUACAGUGUGACUGUGACAGCCGUUACAUCAGUAGGUGCUAAAACUUCUGAUGCAACGCUGCAAUACAGGACCCUACCUGCUGCUCCAGGAAAGGUUUCCAAUUUUGAGAUAACAGACGCUCCUGGUGGAAAUUAUACAAACAUGCAGAUUUCCUGGAAUGCCCCAGCUAUAUUGCAAAGGAAUGGUGUUAUAAAAGAUUAUAGCUUAAUUUUUUCUUCUUCAAAAAAUAUACCAGAGAAGAAGAUUUUGGCACAUACGUUCGUAGAAUUUCAUAUCUACACAGCAACUGUGGAUGUAAUACCAGGGGAGAUAUAUAGUGUUGAGGUUUAUGCUACAAAUGAACAAGACUUGAAAGGUGCAAGCACGACAAAAUUUGUUCAAGCACCUACAGCAGAAAAAUCUAGGACAGGCUCUGACUGUGACGGCGCCAAAAACUCGAUUAUUAUAGGCGUUGUACUAGGAGCAUUGCUUUUAAUUGUGUCUACAUAUGCUGGGUACGCGACACUUGUGAUCAGAAGAUAUAAAACGAAACAAGAGGUUCCCGAAUCAAGCAAGACAAGGACGAAACAGCGCAGAGGUCCAAUUUAUGGUAACGAAACGUUCAUGAUUGGCGAAACAGAAGAAAUUGAUUCCUCUGACCCCGCAGCAGUCAGACAUUCUGAAACAGAAUACACCAGACUGGAUGAAAAUACAAAAGAUGACAAGGGAACAUAUGAUAUUAUCCAAGCUAUGUAAAAUGGACGGCAAAUUCGUGACUAUACCUACAGGAAUGAGAACGCAUAUGGGGUCAAUCGUUACUUUACUGUCUGAUGUUUACUUUAUAUUUCUAGAUCGGAAGGCAAUUACUUUGACUUAGUUAAAUGAAGAUGGGGUUUGCUGCUUGAUAUCCCACGUUUUUUUAACCAGUCCGACUUGAAUGCAAAUUUCCAAGACCGAACAAUGUAUGCUGAUUUGUUAGAUAAACAGAUAACUUUGUUUGUCAAAAGCUGACAUCUGAUAUGUCUGUUAUUGAUAAUUGUCUUCUCUUCUCCAGAAGCGAGUUUUUGUAAGUAUGUGGUCAUCGCACAGAGGAGUGUAGCGCUUAAAAAUAUAACUUAUUUCUAUUUCACUGGAUAAAAGUAAAAACGAAAAAAUAAAUUCACACACUGCUUGCAACAGAGUUUUGUGCUAGAUAGUUUGAAAGCUAAAGUGCUAAAUU
This is a messenger RNA of Mercenaria mercenaria, 1822 nucleotides long. Its product is annotated as receptor-type tyrosine-protein phosphatase F-like. The coding region runs from base 1 to 1359 and encodes 452 amino acids. Gene Ontology annotation, biological process: axon guidance. The record is from RefSeq and is a predicted model, not a curated record. Gene Ontology annotation, cellular component: neuron projection. The transcript has 11 exons. Gene Ontology annotation, molecular function: protein binding; transmembrane-ephrin receptor activity. Lineage: Eukaryota; Metazoa; Mollusca; Bivalvia; Venerida; Veneridae.